GGGAGAUUGAGUGCRCCAAGAAAUCGGCAAUCACUGCAACUUACCACACAUUAACUUUCCAACAGAUAUAUUAUUAGAAAACAAAAUGAUGCGGUGGCGUGACCAUACCAACACAACAACAUCGACACCCAUAACAUUCACCGUCCUAGUUUCUGUUGCAGUUCUCGGUUUCGCGAUCAUGAGUGAUUCGUCCCAUGCAUUUGCUUCCUCUUCAUCAUCCUCGAUUGUUGGGGUUGGACACGGUGUUGAAAGAAAUCCGUGGAACUCUARACUCUACAACAGUGCCUCGGUAACCGAUGCAGCCUCUACCAACAACUCUGCCGUUGACGGCGACGAAAAUGUGAAGACUUCGGAAGUCCUAUCGCUCGAUUCGAUUCGUGCCUCGUUGAUUCGACAAGAAGAAACCAUCAUUUUCGCUUUGAUCGAACGUGCGCAAUUUCGACGAAACAAGGUGGUCUACGAACCGGGAGCGAGCGGCCUCGAUUCGAUCGUGAACAGCAACGACGAGAGUUUCCUGGAAUACAUGCUUACCGAAACCGAGAAACUCCACAGCGGAUUGAGGCGUUACAAAAGCCCGGAGGAACAYGCCUUCUAUCCAGAAAAAUUGAGGAGCGAUUGCUCACAAUUCUUGAAACAGGAUCUAGAGUACGACAGCGGAUUGCUUUCGGAUAUUGGMGAUGCGUCSAAGGUGAAUUUCAACGAAAUAUUGCUGAAGAAGUACAUCGAUGAGGUUGUCCCGUCCAUUUGCGCCAAGGGAGAUGACGAGCAGCACGGUUCCUGCGUAUUGAAUGAUAUCGCCGUCUUGCAAGCCCUCUCGAAAAGAGUCCACUACGGAAAGUUCGUGGCCGAGAGCAAAUACCUAGCCGAUCCCGAGGGCUACCAAGCGCUGGUCGAUGCGAACGAUGCCGAAGGGGUCAUGAAACUUUUGACGAACGAAGCMGUGGAACUCAAGGUUCUGAGACGUGCCAGGUUGAAGGCUGCGACCUACGGAACGGARCCGUUGCUGGCGGACCUUCCUCCCCUCUACGGAGAAGAGAAGACGACCUCCUCCAUUGUUGCUGCCGCGGCGGCAUCCGCCGUCGUUGCCGCUCUGGAGGCCAUGUCCGACGUUGCCGAAGAGGAAGCCACGAACAAGGUGUGUCCGACCACGGUCGAGGCRAUCUAUCGAGACCUUAUCAUUCCACUGACAAAGGACAUCGAAGUUGCCUACUUGUUCCGUCGGUGUGGCAGGGAACCACCCCCGGAGUUUGCACCCCACCGAAUGAGCACCGACUCUCCGUAGAGACAUGGUGCCGUUCUAGAAUUUUUGGGAGCAUGCUUGUAGUUUUUAGUACGACUUUUUAUUUUAAUCACUGCAUGWURCAUAUUGUUACUUKUUGAUCCAUUUCAUUUUGAAUGACAACGCAUUCUUGUUGCUGAGCAGUAAAACUACCAUUGAUUUCCUCGCUCACUCCAAACAACUACAAGAAUACUGGUGGUUUGUAAUCYUCAACGAUUUGGUAACUUCAUUCUUUUUGAGAWUGAGCACRUUUAAUUUUCCAACGAUUUUUGUAUCUGUGCCAUGUUUUUUGUUGUGGUUGUUGUCGUUGAUCUCCCUCAGAAGGACGAGGAAUGGUGAAUUAAUCCAUCCCACAUUGCUUCUACAGUACUCCAAAAGUAAGAUUGAUUCUUUAGUAUGUGUGGCUACACAAAAAAGAAAGAAGCAUUCCAAUUGCAAAAAAGCUUGUUUCUGACUUUUGGGUGGUAAUACGACGGCAUUCUUGGAGAGAGGAAAUACGGUAGUACUAUUGAGAGUACUACUAGUAGUAGAUCAAGAGCAACAUCAGCUACUAAAAAAAACGCUCUUUUCCCCCCUUUUCCUCCGUCCCCUGUAAAAGCAAUACGUACAGUACUUGAACGUACGGUAAGGUAAUUGGGGUGCGAAGYCAUUCUUGAUCCACAGUUCGUACGGUAGAGUGCCACAAUCUUUCUCGAAAUAUUUUCUGUCCGCCCCGGAUUCACAACACCAUCAAUCCUUGCCGCAUCGAUCGGUAGAUCAUGCGACCUACGGCCCGCGGCAUUCUAUGCACCCURACGGUUUCGAUCGCAAUGACGCUGCCAACCACCACGGCGCUGUCGGCMRGUGCCCCAGGACCRCAGCCACCGCCGGUGGUGAACAAAGCACCAGCCGAUGCCGCCAUGGAAUCCACGUACCAACGCCUAGCCGAGAGAGCCGUGGGAUUGUACCGAUCCGGGAAGGGGACGGGAUUGGACGGACGGUKCUGGAUCGGGGUGGCCGGGGGGCCCGGUGCCGGGAAAAGCACCCUCGCCGCUGCGGUGGCCGAUYGCAUCAAUGGUUGCAAGUGGGCAGCAGGAGAGGGAGCGCAGAACAAUAGCAACAGCAACAGCAAMAAUGAAGAMAAYGCGAGCCCAAAGGCCGUAGCGGUUCCCAUGGACGGCUACCACUACACCAGAGCCAAACUCGCAGAGAUAUCGCAAACGUACGAACCUUCCUACGACGACGGUUCCAUGGGAAUGAGUCGGAGGGGGGCUCCGUGGACCUUCGAUGCCGAGGCACUGGCYCKCGACCUGGCCGAGGCGAAGCGCGCUGGUUCCGCGAGCCUCCCGGAAUACGAUCGMGUGCUCUCGGAUCCMGUGGAAGACGCCGUGCGGGUCGAACCCUCGCACAAGAUCGUCAUCGUCGAGGGGAACUACCUCCUCCUGGGRUUGCUCGAGGCCGAACUCGAUGGCGAUGGCAGCAUUGGCAGCAGGAAGCCMGUGGARGGGUCCAAUCUCAGCGGAAUUUGGCCGGGUGUGCGGGCCCCGUUCCCUGUCGGCCAAGAAAUAGGGCGGUGGAAGAAGACGGCGGAGCUAUGGGACGAAACAUGGUUUGUGUCUCCCCCCGACCGUUGUAGCGACCACGACAAGAAGACCGCGGUGGAAAUCCAGAGGGACCGGAUCAUCGAGCGGAGCCUGGARACKUGGACCGACUCSAAGACRAAGGCCUGGGGCGGUGGAACGGACCGCGAGGCCGCGGUUCGGAGGGCCGAGUUCAACGAUGUCCCCAACGCAAGACUCGUAAAUUGCUGCCGUACCUAUGCCGAUGUCGUCGUCGACAGCAUCUAGAACGCCGGACCGAAACGAACAGACCACGGCAGGAUUUUCGGCGCUGUGGAAUCUUCGCACCGCACAAAUAUCAUACGAACGAGCAAUGCCUGCAAGCAGCGAGCCUUUGUGGGGUCGGGGCCAAAAACCGAGGACCAUGUCUASGGUGGCCUUGCACACCAAUUCUUAACGUAGAAAUCCAACA
This is a messenger RNA of Pseudo-nitzschia multistriata, 3289 nucleotides long. The record is from the annotation of a GenBank genome assembly. NCBI's taxonomy places the organism in Eukaryota, Bacillariophyta, Bacillariophyceae, Bacillariales, Bacillariaceae.